Messenger RNA from Brassica napus (rape), 2762 nucleotides. RefSeq names its product transcription factor bHLH75. Gene Ontology annotation, biological process: regulation of DNA-templated transcription. Gene Ontology annotation, molecular function: protein dimerization activity; DNA-binding transcription factor activity. The transcript is spliced from 6 exons. Bases 243 to 917 code for a protein of 224 amino acids. Lineage: Eukaryota; Viridiplantae; Streptophyta; Magnoliopsida; Brassicales; Brassicaceae. Gene Ontology annotation, cellular component: nucleus. The record is from RefSeq and is a predicted model, not a curated record.
CUUUUUGAUCCUCACACGUUUCUUUCUCAUUCUCACUAAGUCACACAAUACAAGGAGCAAAUACCAAAUCACUUAGAAAAAAUUAAAAGUAAUUAAAUUAAAUAUUGAUCCCAUCCUAAUAAUCUCUAUCUAUAUAAACAACCACAACUCAAUUACAGAAUUUACAACUGUCUUAGAGAAAGGAAAAAGAAAAACAAAGCUCGCAAAAUAAAUCACAUAUAUUUUAGCUUGCAGUGUCUCUAAUGGCACGGUAUGAGCCAUAUAAUUAUAACAUUGGUGUUAACCCUUCGUUACCACAUAUUAACCAAACUCAAGAGCUAAUGACUCUGGACUUACCAGUUUCUACUACUCCGUCCAGUUUCAUGAUUUUCUCCAAUGGAGAUUUAGUUGAUGCCCGUCACAACAAUUCUCACUUCUCCCCAAAUUUAUUGCACGGUGAUUUGGGAAGAAAAGACAAAAAAGAAGAGAGUGGGUCGAAGAGAAAAAGAAAGAGGUCGGAAGAGGAAGAAUCCAUUAAUGAAGAUGAUGUUGAGAAGCCAAGAGAUGUUGUUCAUGUUCGAGCUAAGAGGGGUCAAGCUACAGAUAGCCACAGUUUGGCUGAAAGGGUACGAAGAGAGAAGAUAAAUGAAAGGCUGAAGUGCUUACAAGACCUUGUUCCCGGCUGCUACAAGACAAUGGGUAUGGCAGUGAUGCUUGAAGUCAUCAUAGAUUAUGUUCGAUCUCUGCAGAAUCAAAUCGAGUUCUUGUCCAUGAAACUCUCAGCGGCAAGUGCGUAUUAUGACCUUAAUUCUUUGGAUAUUGAGCCAACGGAUACAUUUCAGGGAGGGAAUAUGUAUAGUGCUGAAGAGAUGGAAAAGAUCUUAAGAGAAAGUGUAGGAACACAGCCUCCGAAUUUCAGUUCAACAUUGCCCUUUUGAUCAUAAGAAAAUAAUCAUAAAAGUUAUUCUAUAAUUAAAUCUAUAAAUAAGAACUUAUCAUAUCAGUAUACGUUUAUCAUAAAUGUAUAACCUUAUGAAGCUCAUGCAUAUAUGUAACUUUGAAAUAAUAUAGAGUAAAAGUUAUGUUACUAUCUCCUCUUUGUCAGAGGAAGGCUGUUUGUUUAAGGUCUUAUUGAAAGGCCCCCCGUAUUAUCCACGUGACUUCAUGGCAUCGUUGGUUUCAGUUUCCAGCAUAGAAGCAUCAUGUGUGCUAUCUAGUUCUAUUAGGGAUAUAUAUCCCACAUCCAGAAUUCUAAAGGACAUUAAGUAAUAUAUAAAGGGUUAUGAUCAAAUAGUUAUUUUGAUAUUAAACAUUUUACAUGUAAAACAGUAAAUUUUCAAUGGCUCAGAUGGUAAAACUAAGCAUGUGCACCCAUAAUAUCACAGGUUCAAUUCUCCUUUCAUGUAUAUUUAAUUUUUAUUAAUAGUGAUAUGAUGCACCCAGUUAAGAAGACUCCUAGAUUUGCCCAUGUAUAUAAGUCGUGAUUAACCUUUUCAACCGGGUAUAAAGGUUGUGUUAAACUCGCUCGACCGAGUAUAAAUGUCCUAAAAUUCCGAGAUUUCUGGCCGAUAAGAACCAUCAUCUCGAGGAGGGGUAUUAGGGAUAUAUAUCCCACAUCGGAAAUUCUAAUGGACAUUAAGUAAUAUAUAAAUGGUUAGGACCAAUCCACUAAUCACCAAUUGGUUUUAAGUUGGAAAUCCAUAAUAAAACUCGAAUCUAACACAUGGCAUCUUUACCCUUAUCAUCAAUCUAAAUGUCGAGAUUUGAGGAUUUCUCUGCAUUUCGUGUUGCUUUUGUGUGAUGAUUGCCUCUACCUAUAGUACUUUUAAUUCCGAUUUGGCUGUUGUAGCAACCGUUCUUUUGGCCGUUUUAACAAUGUUUUAAUUUGUAAGCAAUUCUUACUCCCUUGUUGGAGAGUAAUCUAGCUAUAUCAAGCUUUAGUUGACCAAAAAAGGGGGUGGGGGUGGGAACAAGAAACUCUAUUUUGAAAUAACAUAUGAUUUUGAUAUUACAUGGGAAGACACAACAGGAUGUUUUAUUGUUCAGCACAUACUGACAAAUUCACACUUUUGGCUUGCAACAAUUUUGUUGGGAUAUGCUUUGUUGAUAGGCUUUUCUCGGGGCUAAUACUAACGCACGCCAAUGCAAUCUUGAGCACAGCAAUGACCUCUCUUCUUCACACUCUUUGUCCUAAGGCACUACACACGGAUACAAAAUGUCUGACAUCUCUUUUUCUCAUCAAUACACAUCUUUCUCCACUUCACUCUAUCCAUUUCAGAUUUACCCACAAACAUAAUCGGUAAUCGAUCUUCCCUUUAUCAUCUAUAGCAAGAUAAUCCCAAAUGAGUGUACAUCCCAAUUCUGUUAUGGCUUCACUGUGGCUUUCAUGGCUUCAGGAGCUCAAAAUUUGUAGAUAUACCAAUCGAUGACGAUGAGGCGCUCUUGUGGAAUGGUCAGUCGAUUGUGGUUUAUUAUAUUGUUGGCUAUGCUAGAGAGGUACUGCAUGAGUCCCAAACUCCAUGUCUUGUCCAUGUAUAUUGCUGAAUUUCAGAGAUCUACGAACCUAAUUUUUGGAGCUAAGCGCAUUAAGAUACACCAACCUCCCUCAUUAUCUUUUACCGAACUUACCAGUUAAGACAGCUCCUUGCAUGCCACCAUACCGGGAUUUUCUAUAAUUGACAAAAUGAAAAAUUUAAUUUCAAUACAGAGAAAAGAUAAAAUUCUUUACCGGGGAGUGUGCGUCGGCAAAGACGCCCGUUAGCAAAUUAAUGUAUCACAGUAAU